This is a messenger RNA of Telopea speciosissima, 472 nucleotides long. RefSeq lists its product as uncharacterized. The transcript is spliced from 3 exons. The record is from RefSeq and is a predicted model, not a curated record. Lineage: Eukaryota; Viridiplantae; Streptophyta; Magnoliopsida; Proteales; Proteaceae. Bases 6 to 257 code for a protein of 83 amino acids.
CUUGAAUGAAUCACCUUUUCGGUCCCUCGUAUAAGAAAAAGAUGAAGUUUCUGGACUGGUACUUGAAGAUAGCAGUUGGGUCCGCCUUGAUCGGAGCUUCGAUGGAGUUCUUCAUGAUUCAAACUGGUUUCUACGACACUGUAACUGUUCUAGAGUCUGAGAAGCGAGCUUGGGAGAAUUCGCCCGAAGCUGAAGCAAUCAAAAAGGCUCUCAAUCCUUGGAGGGAGAAUGAUAAGGAGACAAGGAAGAAUUCCUAGUUAUAAGGAGAUUCAAGAUUGACAAGUGAUUGGAGAACCAUUGUCGAAUUUUCAAAAUUGGAUUUGCUCAUGCCGUUAUGAUUGUUUUGUUUUCAAUUGUGAGUUGACAUUGUAGUAAAACCUCAAGGAGAUUUGUGAACUGGGAAUUUUGAAGAGAAUAAAUUGAAAAUGUCUUGUUUUUUUGGUGGAUAAGAAAAUCAAAACUUUUGAUGUAA